GUCUAUGAGGGAAUAGCUGAGUCUGUUGAGUGCUUUCUGGGAUUUUUGGCUCUUGUGGCCCGGCCUUCUAUCUGUGCUGCUCCGGCCCCGCUAUGCCACAGUACCAGACUUGGGAGGAGUUCAGCCGAGCGGCCGAGAAGCUCUACCUCGCCGACCCCAUGAAGGCACGAGUGGUUCUCAAAUAUAGGCACUCAGAUGGGAAUCUGUGUAUCAAAGUAACAGAUGAUUUAGUUUGUCUGGUAUACAGGACAGACCAGGCUCAAGAUGUAAAAAAGAUCGAGAAAUUCCAUAGUCAACUAAUGCGACUUAUGGUAGCUAAGGAAUCCCGAAGUGCUGCCAUGGAAACAGAUUGAAUGGUUUGACGUGAAAGCUCUGGUGGUCACGUUUUUAAGGAAGAAAAUAUCACUUGAAUUCAAGAAAAUGUUGGGACAGAAGAGGCUUUAUAUAACUCAUUGGGCCCUUUAAAAGCCUGAGUGCAUUUUUUUCCUGUGUAGCUUAAAAAAAAAUUCUAACUUCAGAUAGCUAUAAAUGUAUAUGCUUUCAGUUGAAAGCUUCUAUUUAUUUUUGAAAUUUAAAACAUGCUGAAAAGUUUUUACAGGUUAUUUGAUGUUGGGCAGAAUUUGUAAAUAUGAUCUCUUGUAAAUUUGUAGCACUAAUUUGAAAAGGAGAGAUUGGCCAUGUUCUGUGAAAUGCAUCUGGCCUUUAAAGAAAAUUAAAUAUUGUUUAGUUUGCUUUUCAACUUUAACAUAGAAUUUAAGGUCUUUUUUUAUUGAAUAUAUUUCUCUACAGGUAUAAUUUUAUCUGGCAAACCAUAUUUCUGACCAAUAAAUAUAAGACAUACUAACUGAAAUGAAUUUUGCGCCAUAAUGAAGGUAAUUAUUUGUAGAAAUGUUACAUAUCUUUUUUGAAGCCAUACCUAAAAUAUAGGUGUGCUUUCAGAUUUAGACUUUGGUUUUUUUUUUUUACCCUAAAAGAUUCCAUUAUCUCAUUGAACUUUAAUUUUAAAAAAGAGUAUAACUUUUGAAUCCAGUUGUCAGUGAUCAGAAACUAUCAGGCUGACUUUUUUCAUAGAUGAAUAUGAGAGACCAAUAUCCACCAAAGGACUAAAAAUUGUCAAUAUAGAAGUCUGUUAUACAUGAGUCCUUUAUAGAAAGUUUCUCAGAGGGCUGAGGACUAAUUGAGCUAUUUUUAUCUAUGCAUAACCUAUUUGUACCCCUUUUUCUGCUUUUGUUAAUUCUUAGUAGUAAUGAAGGUGCUAAAAACAGCUGGUUUAAUUAUUGUGAUGGCUAACAAACUUAAGUAUAUCAUUAAGGACUGAUAAUUUUUUUUUAUAUUUGUAACUUAUAUUGUUACCACUUGUUCAGGGUCACACAGCCAAUCUUUGUCAGAAGCAGAAUCUGAAACCAGUCUUCCUCAACUCUCAAGCCAUCUCUAUUUUACAAAUCAUUUAAAGUUUCAAUGUCCUCAGAUAUCUCUCUGAGAAUCCUUUCCAGAGCCAGAUGCUGAUCGACAUAGAGGGAACUCUUUAUUCUAUUGAAAUCACAGGUGUACCCUUUCUACACCUUGCUCCCACCCCCCA
Gracilinanus agilis (Agile Gracile Mouse Opossum) is the source of this 1579-nucleotide messenger RNA. RefSeq names its product signal recognition particle 9 (gene SRP9). Gene Ontology annotation, biological process: SRP-dependent cotranslational protein targeting to membrane; negative regulation of translational elongation. NCBI's taxonomy places the organism in Eukaryota, Metazoa, Chordata, Mammalia, Didelphimorphia, Didelphidae. Bases 93 to 353 code for a protein of 86 amino acids. The transcript has 3 exons. Gene Ontology annotation, molecular function: 7S RNA binding. The record is from RefSeq and is a predicted model, not a curated record. Gene Ontology annotation, cellular component: signal recognition particle, endoplasmic reticulum targeting.